This is a messenger RNA of Ustilaginoidea virens, 1737 nucleotides long. RefSeq lists its product as uncharacterized. NCBI's taxonomy places the organism in Eukaryota, Fungi, Ascomycota, Sordariomycetes, Hypocreales, Clavicipitaceae. Gene Ontology annotation, molecular function: CoA-ligase activity. The record is from RefSeq and is a predicted model, not a curated record. The coding region runs from base 1 to 1737 and encodes 578 amino acids. The transcript is spliced from 6 exons.
AUGGUUUUCCUGCCGUCCGCCUCAACUCCUCCGCUCCCUGAGAUUCCCGACUCCAUCACAGUGGAAGAAUUCAUCAACAACCCCAGGUAUGGCCGGUACCCCGUUGCCGAGUCUCGGCAUCCGUAUACUUGCGGCAUCACAGGCUUGAGCCGGAGCGUGGCCCAGGUUGCACAGAGGACAGACUUGCUCGCCAGGGCCAUCGCAAAGCAGCUAGGCUUUCAUCCCCAUCGAGGCACCGAGUGGGAUCGGGUCGUUUGUCUGUAUUCCGUGAAUACGAUCGAUUACGUGCCUUUUACUCACGCUAUCCAUCGAUUAUCCGGCAUCGUCACUCCAGCCAGCGCCGCCUACUCCCAUCAAGAGCUGGAGCACCAACUUCGCCUUUCUGGCUCUCAAGCACUCUUCACGUGCGUGCCUCUGCUGGAUAAAGCCCUCAAGGCUGCCGACGCUGUUGGCAUCCCCCGUGACCGCGUGUUUCUUCUUCCUUUGCCUCUUAGUCCCUCGGAUUCUAGGUUCAAGACUCUAGACCAGCUCGUCGAGGAAGGGCGGAGUCUGCCGCCUCUGCCGCCGCUGAAAUGGGUCAAAGGACAAGGAGCUCGGCAAACUGCCUAUCUAUGCUUCUCUAGCGGCACGUCGGGCCUACCCAAAGCUGUCAUGGUGUCUCAUUUCAACAUCAUCGCGAAUAUCCUCCAGCUCAGCACUUGCGACUCUGUUUCCCGGAAGCAACUCGGUAUAGAGACCCAGGUUAAUUUAGGUGUCCUGCCUUUUAGUCACAUCUACGGCCUCACAAUUGUCUGUCUCCUCAGCCACUUUCGCGGCGAUCAAGUCAUUGUCCUGCCCAAAUUCGACCCCGAUACGUUCUUGAACGCCGUUCAGCAGCACAAAGUCGAGCAGUUGAGCGUCGUGCCUCCUAUGUUGAUAUACAUCACCACCAACAAACAUAAAGUGUCUAGAUACGACCUGAGCAGUGUGCGGUGGGUGUUGUGCGGCGCGGCUCCUUUAGGGAGGGAAGUCGUUCAAGAUGUGUUGAGGUUGUACCCCAACUGGCGUGUCGGUCAAGGCUACGGCAUGACGGAAUGUUCACCCGGAGUGGCCACCUCUCUUGAAACAGACAUUCUUCCCGAAUCUUCAGGGCCCCUUCUCCCCGGGACCAAAGCCAAAAUCAUCGACUCAGCAGGAAAUGAAGUGACAGCCAUCGACACCCCGGGCGAACUGCUCGUGCAGUCCCCCGCGGUCGCCAUCGGCUUUCUCCACAACGAAAAAGCAACCGCCGAGACGUUUGUCUGGCACAGCGACGGCCGCUGGCUACGAACCGGAGACGAAGUGGUUGUGCGCAAAUCCCCUGGCGGACCGGAGCACCUGGUCAUUACUGAUAGAAUCAAGGAACCCAUCAAGGUCAAGGGCCACCAAGUCGCCCCCGCCGAACUCGAGGCGCAUCUCCUCUCGCACCCCUACGUGUCCGAUUGCGCCGUCAUACCCGUCCUGGACCACCGCGCCGGUGAGGUCCCCAAAGCCUACGUCGCCAGGUCCCCUGAAUCAAAGCAUCUCUCCGACGAGGAGGUGAUUGUCGCCAUCAGCAAUCAUGUGCAGGACCACAAAGCAAAGCAUAAGUGGCUACGUGGCGGGGUAGAGUUCAUCGACGUCGUUCCAAAGAGCCCGAGCGGCAAGAUCCUCAGGAGAUUGCUGAAGGAGAGGGAGAAGGAGAGACGGAGGAGGAACGAGGCUGGUUCGAGGCUGUGA